UAUCGGGGCUCGGGGUCGGGCCCAGGGGGAGCCGCCACCAUUGCGUCCAACGAGUGGAGCGCCAACGGAAGCCCAGAAGAUGGGCUGGACGUGGACAACGAGGACAAGACCCUGGAUGGCGACGCCGAGGGGGUGUGGAGCCCGGAUAUCGAGCAGAGCUUCCAGGAGGCCCUCGCCAUCUACCCUCCCUGUGGCAGGAGGAAAAUCAUCCUGUCAGACGAGGGGAAGAUGUAUGGUCGGAAUGAAUUGAUAGCAAGGUACAUAAAGCUGAGGACAGGAAAAACCCGCACAAGAAAACAGGUGUCUAGUCACAUACAGGUGUUAGCACGGAAGAAAGUGCGUGAAUACCAGGCGGGUAUAAAGGCGAUGAAUUUGGAUCAGGCGUCUAAAGACAAAGCCUUGCAGAACAUGGCAGCACUGUCGUCUGCACAGAUCGUCUCCCCGACUAUGAUCAAGAAUCACCUUCCACCACUGCCCCCUGCCUCCUACCAACCACCCAGAUUCUGGCCUGCUAUCCAAACCCAGCCUGGACCCUCUCAGGAGAUGGUUCUAGAUCUCAACCCGGGAAGGACUCCUGGGUUUGGCCGCACCAGCCAUGCUAUCAAACCUUUUGCACAGCCCCCAUACCCAAGCCUUUCAGGUCACGUGCCAACAUCCAUACCGAGUUAUGAGCCCUUGGCACCUCCUCCUCCACCGUCUGCGACCGCAGUGCCCGUGUGGCAGGACCGGACCAUCGCCUCCUCCAAGCUGCGGAUGCUGGAGUACUCCGCCUUCAUGGAGGUCCAGAGAGACCCAGACAACUACAGCAAACACCUGUUUGUCCACAUUGGACAGACCAACCCCUCCUACAGCGACCCACUUCUCGAGGCCGUCGACAUCCGGCAGAUCUACGACAAGUUCCCUGAGAAGAAGGGCGGGCUCAAAGAGCUGUAUGAGAAAGGCCCUCAGAACGCGUUCUUCCUAGUUAAAUUCUGGGCGGAUCUAAACAGCAGCGGCAUGCAGGAUGGCCCUGGUUCUUUCUAUGGCGUCAGCAGCCAGUACAGCAGCCUUGAAAACAUGACCAUCACUGUUUCAACCAAAGUCUGCUCGUUUGGCAAGCAGGUGGUAGAGAAAGUAGAGACAGAGUACGCUCGAAUGGAGGGAGGAAGGUGUGUUUACAGGAUCCACCGCUCUCCGAUGUGCGAGUACAUGAUCAACUUUAUCCACAAACUCAAACACUUGCCGGAAAAAUACAUGAUGAACAGUGUUCUUGAAAACUUCACUAUCCUACAGGUGGUGACAAACCGUGACACCCAGGAGACGCUGCUCUGUAUAGCGUUUGUUUUUGAGGUUUCUACGAGUGAACAUGGAGCUCAAUAUCACGUCUACAGACUUGUUAAAGACUAACAGAUCUUCAGGAAGGUUUUUUUUUUCUUUGGAAAAGCCAGACAGAAGCGUUACACAAUCUCUCUUCGAACCAGCUCAACCAUCCAGGAAAGACAACAACAAAAAAAAAAACAUUCAAACAAUCCUAGACCGGACUAACAUGGACACAUUAAAUGCUUUAAAGAAAAAGUUGUUCACAGCAGAUUAAGGAGUGAAUCUCAUCUUGCCAGCACGCAAAGAAAUUUUUGAAGAAUUAUGGAUUUUUCUAACAAAGAGCUAUUUCCAUGUGUUUAAACAUGCUUUCUAUGAAGUGGGUCACUUUUGCCAAGGUAAUCGAUGGCGUUUGAUAUGUUUGAUUGAGGGAAAGAGAAUGUGAUAGUGUUGAAAGGACUCUUAAAGUAACUAAGCGAACUUUGAGCAUUAAGAGAAGUGUGUAAAAGAUUGCAAGAGUAGCGAGAGCAGGACCAUGGAAGAGAAAAAAAACAAGAGCCAAGUAGUGUUGUUUUUGUAGAUUUGUUAGGAAAGAAAGUGCCUUUUCUCCAAAGAUGAUAUCAUUGCCUGCCACUUUGGAUUGCCUUUUUUUUUUUUUUUUUUUUUUUUUUUUUACUACCUCUUGUUUUUAAGAAACAGAAAAUAUUCAGACAGAUGUUUCUGUCAUAAAAAAUUGGAAAGACACCUCUCAGUUCUGCAUAGAGGCAGUUUUUGUAUUCUGGCACACAAAGGAAUGGGAUGGGAUUGUUCACUUUCAUUUUUUUUUAUAAACCAUUUGUCCCACAUUUUACAGUCCAAGUGUACAGGGAGAAGGUUUAUUGUGUGACAGUACUUUCUAGGUUCUGCCUUUUUAUGUUUUAUUACACAGUUUUCAAAAAUCAGGUCUUACAAGCAUCUUUCUGUAGAUCACUUCUGACACUAGGGAUGCCUUGUACAACUGCUACUCUGACAGAAAGCCAGGGCUUUGCCAUCCUUAUGAGAUCCCCUGUUAUUUCUCUCUGUUUGAAGACGUGUGCUUGGUUGCACUUAAAAGAUCCAGAAGUGUUGGGAGGGGAGGGGGGAGGGGGAGGGGGAGGGGGGUGAAGCAACAGCAGUGCUUAUUUCUGCCUUGAGUUAUGUAGCCUAAUUGAAAAAUGAAUAGUUUCUGUACUGUGAGUAAGUGGAUGUUAAAGGAAUAUGUGUUACAUAGGAGUAUGUUUCUUUUUUUGUCGGGGGGCGCGGCCUUUAUAUGUCCAUACUUGUGAUCAAUAACUCAGCACAGAGACCAUGGCUUAAAGUGGAGAGAAGUUCAUCACUGUUUCUUUUGUUUAAAAAAGAGAUUGUAUGCUGUGAAGUCGGUUGAUUUGCUUCACCCUUCUCCGUGUAACGUGUGGAGAAGCUGCAUAAGUUCAGUUUUUAUAUUUAAGACGAUUUUUUACUGACAUUACGCACGAAAUCGAAUUGAUUCAUUGUCGUGAAUGAGAGCUAUUGUCUCUGUGCUGUGGAGUAUGACCAUUGAUUGUUAUUUAUAGGGUUGGAAAAGAAAUAGGGGAAGGGCAGGGUGGGGUUACUGGAGACGUAUUGAUCUUUUUCCAUUGUGAUGGAGAUAUCAAAAGUAUUGCAGGACUCAUGUUAGAGACAGAACUGUCCUGUCAUGGAUCCUGCUAAACAAGUGUCUACUCUGUGUGGCUCACUGGACAAUUGUGCUACAAAAAUACACCUUUUUUUUGACGGUGUAAUAACUACAUCUGGCUUUGAAUGUCAUAUUUCACAGGCUAGACACAAUAACACUCCUCCUCCUCUUGCAGGUUUAAUCUUUUAUACAGACUUGUUUUUGCCAAUAUCAAGAUUAAUGUUUUUGUUUUGAUUCUGUUGUAUUUUUGACUUUCAGUGUUUGCCAUAUGCUUCACUGAAAAUAAUGUGUGAUUGUGCUGAUAUUGAUAAUUAAUAAUGAGAUAUCUAAUGUAUCAUAUUCUGAAUGGUGUGGGCAGUUCUUUUUGUUGUUGUUGUUGUUUUGGUUUAAGGUGGUUUACUGUUGUCUUUGUUACCAUUGUGCAUUGCAAUUUUAUACUUCCAAGUAGAGGUUGGAUAAUGUAAUCAAACAAAUGUAUCUAACAAUAAAAGACGCAUGGUGCCUUUGGGGCCAUUUCCCCCCCUGAAAAAAAAACCUAUUAAACAUGUUUGUAAAUUUGU
Molecule: messenger RNA, 3528 nt
Organism: Labrus mixtus (cuckoo wrasse)
Lineage: Eukaryota; Metazoa; Chordata; Actinopteri; Labriformes; Labridae
Product: transcriptional enhancer factor TEF-5-like
Exons: 13
Biological process (GO): embryonic organ development; positive regulation of transcription by RNA polymerase II; hippo signaling
Cellular component (GO): transcription regulator complex
Molecular function (GO): DNA-binding transcription factor activity, RNA polymerase II-specific; RNA polymerase II cis-regulatory region sequence-specific DNA binding
Source: RefSeq, a predicted model, not a curated record